This is a messenger RNA of Geodia barretti, 4632 nucleotides long. Lineage: Eukaryota; Metazoa; Porifera; Demospongiae; Tetractinellida; Geodiidae. The record is from the annotation of a GenBank genome assembly.
GUUGAGGUUAUCGAGACGGACCACCGGCAGUACAACAUAAUGCCGAUCAAUUGAAAGUGCUUAGAGAGUAGAAUGUCACUUUUUCGGUCUUGCUGUAAGCAAUCCACACAAAUGACGUAUCAAAAUUAUCCCUAUUCAUUGCUGAUUAAUCUGAUGAAGGCACCGAGAGGUAAUGUGAUAGUCAAGUGACACAAACAACCUCUAAAUGAAGGUCCUUCAGAAAAACUGCAACGCCGUGAGUUAAGAACCAAAAGUAAUCAUGCACAAUCCUAGUUUAUUGGAGCAUGUUUGAGGCCAGACAAAUUUCACUGCUCACCUUUAGUUUGGGACAAUAUGCGAAAAUGGUUGUUUUGGAGGUCCCUGAAUGUUAGGCUGAUUUUGCAGCCACUUUCACUAGUUAAGAUUGUAACAUCUCAAAUAAAACGUACUAUCAAUGUACCGACUUGACUCUAACUCACCGCUAGGCGUGGUGGCAAAAACUGACCCAUCUGCAAAGGACCUGUGUGGUGUAUAAGUUUGGUGAGGGUACAAUCACGUCUUUUACAAGAUUACGAAAGUUUACUUUUUGCCUGUUGCGCAGUUUUGUAAGUGUACAUAAUGUAUAACAGUUAAACAUGUCUCUAACAGCGAAUUUCUUUCCCCCAAAACAGUUCUUGCAAUAUUCCCCGUCAUUACACUAGUGAUACAACUAACCAUGGAGUAAUAAUUAUUUUGAUAAUCCCAUUGAGUUCAUUAUUAACGAGAGUCCAAUGUAAAGCAUCAUGAUUAUAAUGGGCUUUGUUCUACUGUCACUUAGAGGCUGAAAGGCUGUCUCUUUGCCAUAAAGGUGUUGUAAUACACCCCACUUCAUUUUGAGUACCUGUGCAUGUAGCAAAGUGGAGUAAAGAAAAGUUUCACUUGACUGAAGUGUCAAUAUUUUAUCUAUAAACAAACAAAACCACUUUGGUGUACAUGGCAAGCACUUAGAGACUCUACAUAUUCCUCUUCCCUAUAAAAUGUCCCCUCGCUCUUGAGUCAAAAGUCUACUGUACAAGCCCACUAGUCCAGUUCUGGCUCUUACCAGCAUGCGAGGAAUAACAAUAUUUUUGGCCAUGCUUUUGGUAGCAGUAGGACAGGCAGGAACUCGGGAAAAGUGGCACUUAUGGAAGGAGAGACACAACAAGGUUUAUUUGAAUGAAUCUGAGGAAGCUAGCCGCAAGCAAACAUGGCUGAGAAACCUUCUCAAGAUAUCUGACCACAACUCAAGAAAUGUAACAUUUGUGAUGGAACUGAAUCAGUUUGCUGAUCUGAGUGAGGAAGAGCUACCUGCUUUGUUGCUUACUCCCAUGGAUUUAAACAAUGGAGUGGAGGGCUGUGGACUUCAUGUCAAUAGCAACAAGAACAACUAUCCUUCCAGUUUGGAUUGGAGGGAGCGUGGCUUUGUCACUGAGGUUAAGGACCAAGGCAAAUGCAAGUCAUCAUGGGCAUUCAGUGCAAUAGGGGCCCUUGAGGGCCAGAACUUCAAGGAGAGUGGUCACCUUCUGGAUUUGAGUGUUCAACAGGCUAUCGACUGCUCCUGGCUGCAUGGAAACAGAGGAUGCCAUGGUGGAUUGGCAACUAGUGUUUUUGAUUACGUCAACAGGGAGCAUGGAAUUUGUGCUUCUUCUUCGUACUCCUACGUUGGAUAUAUGAUAAUGGAGGUAGCAAGUAACGGGAUGCCUGUGACUGCCACCGUAUGUCCUCUUAACACUCUCUGCGACGUCAUCCUAUUGGUUGAUGCCUCUGCCUCCCUGAGUGGAGUGUUCCAAGGUCUCAUGAACGACUACAUCCUACCCUGUUUAGAGCAUUUCUCCGGAGGAGCAAUGAAACAUUCUUCAUCUGAACUCAAGUAUGGCCCCGUGCAGUUUGGACUGGUGACAAUGAACUCUCCAGGACUCACAUACCGCCAGGCCUGUACCUACUAUCCUGUCACUUGUGAUGGUGCUCGUGUUCAUCAGUGGCUCAAGGAAAUGAGGUUCGAAGGAGGUCUCAUGGAGCACUCUCUCAGGCUUUCUGAAGGGUUUGCAGCAGUGCUGGAAUUGUGUGAUCUCAUGUCUACAACCAGAGAACCAUGUCUUGGACCUGAUCAAGCUGUUGAACAGUACUGCCUUCUGGUCUGCAACUUUCCUCCGUCAAGCCAUUCAUGUGUGGAGUCAAUGAAGUAUGGUGGAAAAACUCACGAGCAGCUAUCUAAAAUAAUGGUUGAGAGGAAUUUGAAAGUAUCAGUAAUCUCACCGAGAAAUCUGCUAUACUUCAAGAACAUAUUUGAAAGAGGUCUCGUAGAUACUGAUGCGGACACCAAAGAGGUCCUCUCUGAGAGCCAGCACUCACUUCAUUCGGGCCACACUGUGCUCUUCCAAGGCUUCACUCUGCAAAGUUUAAAGAGAAAACAAGAGGAAGGACUAUUGAAGAAAGUAAAUGAAUUGAAACAGAUUCCUUUGAAGGUAGAAACCCGCAUGGACACUCAGACGCCGGCACUACCUACAAAUGGUGUGGCACCGCACUCAGACAAGUCAGGCCAACUCCUGUCUACAACUUACGACAGCAAGACUCCUCCUAAUCAGUCCAGUCCCAUCGGUGGAACCAGAAAUCCUUCUCCUUCCUUCACAAAAGCCACUCCAAGUACUGUGGCGGACGAGAAUCCUACUUCCGUCCCACCACCAUCGGUAUUUGCUGCUCCUAGUCCUUCCGGUGUUGCAUCACCUCAGCGUCAACCAAUACCUAGCACAAUAACAAGUGUAUCUCCUCCUUCCAAUGCUGCAGGAGCUCCCAUCACUAGAGUGCCCAGUUCAACUCAGUUGCACACAACUAGAGCAUCAUUUAGUGCCUCUCUUCCCAUGCAACCUGCAGCAAGUCCUUCCGCAUCUGUCCAACAGAAUGUCCCACAGUUGCAGGUGCCAAAUCGAUCGCUGGCAGCACAGGGUGGGACUCAGCAAAUUGGUAUUACUUCGCUAGCUUCGUCACAGCCUCCUCACAUGGGGGCAACUCAACCAUCUAUCCCUAAUCAACUAGGGCAAGGUGCUCUUAAUAUGGGUCCUUCCUUGAAUAGGGCAGUAUCUUCCUCUACCGCCAUGACGGCACUUUCCCUACCGUCUUCCAUGUCUCAAGGUUUCCCCAAUGUGGUAGCCACAUGCACAAGCAUCCCCUCAACGAGUACUGCUCCCAUCUUCUCCCACUUGGGAGUAACUUCAUCACUAGGGAACCAAUCUGCUCUAAAUCAAAGGCAGCCAGUUGGUUCAAUGGCUGCUGCUGUUGCUGCCGCUGAGAGUGCAUUGAUGCAGGCUAAUGCUCAGGUCUUGCCUCCCAGAUUGGGACCAAUGUCUUCUGGUAUCAAUAUCCCUGGCCAGACAGGAGGGAUUGGGCAGGGGAUAACCAACACUGUGAUGGCUAGCCAACCAAGCAUGAAUGUUGGGCUAACAAGUCUUGUUGGCUCCUCGCAAUCAUCAACGACAGCAACACCAGCUAUGAUUUCUUCUGCACCCUCCACAUUGCAACCAUCACAGCAGAAUGUGACUGGAACACAGCCCAAUAGUUCUGCCAUGCAGCUAGCUAUGCAGGGGCAACAGCAGCAGCAGCAGCAUCCACUUGGCACCUUGCAGCCAGGGACACAGCCAUCCGGGGUCUCUAUUAGUCAGCCAAAUGUACAGUCCCAGUUUGGAGCACAGGGUCAGGGACAUGUGAUGGGUCCUGGGGUAGCUCAGUCUCAACAACAAGCAGGAAUGCCACAGAGCAUGGGACGGGGGCAGCAACCACUUAGUGGACCUCAGAUGUCUCUUCCCAACCCUGGAAUGCCCCCCACCCAACCUGGUCACAUGCAGCCGCAAUCUAUGCAGCCAGGCAUGCUUGGACCGGCACAAGGAACUUCAUCAAACAUGGCAAGCGGCCUUCAGCAGCCUCCUCAUUCGGCGUCACAGCCUGGAAUGACAACUGGCAUGCAGCCACCUGGACAGCAGGUACAUCCUGGUCAACCAGGAGCUUUUGGAGUACAAGCUCAGCAACAGGUACAGCAAACAAUAAUUUGGAAUGGCACAGUGGAUAUCAUGGAGCAGCAUCGUGGACAGAGACCAGUGAAGCGCCCAAUGCAGUGCUCCAUAUCUGCCAAAAGGGAUAAUAUCCCAGAAUUACACCCUGAAAACUGGCCUCAAUAUCUCAUGAUGCAGGCUUAUCCUAAGCAGGCUACGAGUAUGAUUAUGUCACUGAUGAAGCUAAACCAGCAGCAGAAUAUGGUUCGAGUGGUGACCUUUAACUUUGCUGAGCCACCGGAGCAGGUUUACACCCUCCGACUACUCAUGUCUAGUGACCAGGCCCAAAAACAUUUCGGAAUUGUUCACUUCAAUAGUGCGACACCUCAGCCUAUCAAAGCUCUCAUUUUAGUGUGGAAUGAAAAAGCAAUGCAGUUCACUGGGCUCAUCCCAAUAGAGCAGGUACUCCAUAUUAUAGUAAUGUGGUCUAUUUAUAUGUUAUAUUGGCUGAGCCGCUCGGUACUGCUUUUAAGCAGAAUCGUCAGCAAAAUGAGUACAGCACACAUACACGGCACAUUUACACCCAACUACACUUGCACACUUGUUGGUAAAACCUUGAAAUAUUAGUAGUACAUAUAGGUUACACUAUGCC